UCUGUGGUGGAACGUUGCGGACAUAACCAGGAAGUGCAGCGUAUUAUGGCGUCAACAAAGGAAAGCGAAGCUGUGUUUGCCCUUCUACCACUGAGCAUUUACGAGUUACAAAAUAAUUCACCUUUGCUGUGUUGUUCUCAUUUACAAAGACUAGGCUACUAGCAGCUCAAAACAGUAGCUAGCUAGUUGACUGCAACAAAUUCAAAUGAAGAAGCACUCUAGUCAACAAGAUGAAGAGCAAACCUGGGAAAAAGCAACACAACAAAACCAAGAGGACUAAACACCAUCGAGACCCCAUCAAAACAGAGUGUGGAACACAGUCAGAUGAUGUUGACUGCAAUAGAGAAGAACUAGACGUUAGCCAAGCACCCUACAUCACUAAAGGGGUUUGUAUCAGCUCCAUCCAAAUCAAAGAGGAACCAGCAGACUUUGAACAGCAGGGAAUUGGCGAGGAACAUAGCCAUUCUGAUCCUUCCUUCCAGAAGAAGCACAUAAAACAUCAAAAUACAUCCAAUCCUAUGACCCGGUGUAGCCAGAUAUCAAGGAGUCCAGUGGUGAUGCUAACAAGAUUGUCUAAUGUGGUGGUUAAGACUCUUCUGCGAGACACUAAAGUGUGUUUGGUGAAGGAAGAAAACCCAGACGAGACAGAUGGAGUCUCUUCUUCUCAGUUCUUUCCUUGUCCACACUGCACCAUCUCCUUCACUGACUGUUACUUCCUGGAGAACCACAUCAAGACCAAACACCAGAAGCAGUACCUAGCUUUGUUCAAAAGCCACGUCUCAACGAGUAAAACCGUGUACACCCCCACACACAGCUGUCCCCACUGUAGCUGCAUGUUCCAUACCCCACGGCAGCUACACAUCCACAUCCGUCAGGCCCACACCCCUGCCCCUCUAAGGAAACUCCACCCCUGCCCGUAUUGUGCCCGCAGCUUCCAGUACAUAGCCAGACUGCAUACUCACUGCAAGGUUUGGCACAAAAUGUCUGUUGCUUUCACCGAUGGAUACCUCAGUUGCGCUGACUGUGGAAAGAGCUUCAAGAAUUCCUGGGGACUGGGGCCUCACCAGUGUCACAAGCCUGAGGACACUAAGCCUGAGGAUGGCCCUGUCUGUCUGAACAUCGGCAUGCCAUGCUCAGAGUGUGGCAAAAGCUGCUCUAGUCCUCAGAAUCUGCGCAUUCACAUGCGCACACACACCGGCGAGAAGCCUUACGUCUGCAAGGAGUGUGGCAAGAGCUUCUCAGAAGCCAGCAGUCAUUGCAAACACAUGAUGAUACACUCGGGGGUCAAGCCAUUCAAAUGCCAGGACUGCGGAAAGGAUUUUGCCCGGAUGUGGCACCUCCGAGUUCACAUGACCGUUCACUCUGGCGAGAAGCCUUUAUCCUGCCCAAAAUGUGACAGGCGGUUUGCAUACAGGGAUUCUCUGAAGCUUCACCUGCGCACGCACUCAGGGGAGAGACCUUUCAAAUGUACUGUGUGUGGUAAAGACUUUGCUGACAAAGGUUAUCUUAAAACUCAUCUCAAGAUCCACAACAAUGAAAGGAACUACCAUUGUGGGGUUUGUGGGCUGAAGUUCAUAAACAUUGCUGCGUUGAAAACCCAUCAGCGCACACACACCGGGGAGAGGCCUUUCCAUUGCACAGUGUGUGACAAGACAUUUUUCCGACACGCACACCUGAAGAACCACCAGCGCACUCACACAGGUGAGAGACCAUACACCUGUACUGAGUGCAGCAAAAGCUUCACUCAAUCUGGAGAUCUCACAAAACACAUACGCACCCACACUGGAGAGAAGCCGUAUGAAUGUUCUGUCUGCCACGGAUGCUAUACCUCUUCAGGGGAUCUGGGCAAACACAUGAGGAUCCACAAUAACUUACGACCAUAUCACUGCCAGGAGUGUGAAAAAAGCUUCCGCAUGGCCGGCCACCUUAAAACUCACAUGAGGACCCACACUGGGGAGAGACCAUACUCCUGCCCCCGCUGCC
This is a messenger RNA of Coregonus clupeaformis (lake whitefish), 1983 nucleotides long. RefSeq names its product gastrula zinc finger protein XlCGF57.1. Lineage: Eukaryota; Metazoa; Chordata; Actinopteri; Salmoniformes; Salmonidae. Gene Ontology annotation, cellular component: nucleus. The record is from RefSeq and is a predicted model, not a curated record. Gene Ontology annotation, molecular function: DNA-binding transcription activator activity, RNA polymerase II-specific; RNA polymerase II cis-regulatory region sequence-specific DNA binding. Gene Ontology annotation, biological process: regulation of transcription by RNA polymerase II.